Messenger RNA from Daldinia vernicosa, 3469 nucleotides. RefSeq names its product glycoside hydrolase family 31 protein. Gene Ontology annotation, molecular function: hydrolase activity, hydrolyzing O-glycosyl compounds; carbohydrate binding. The transcript is spliced from 3 exons. Lineage: Eukaryota; Fungi; Ascomycota; Sordariomycetes; Xylariales; Hypoxylaceae. The record is from RefSeq and is a predicted model, not a curated record. The coding region runs from base 586 to 3363 and encodes 925 amino acids. Gene Ontology annotation, biological process: carbohydrate metabolic process.
GCUUGACCAUGCUUAUUUGCUUUCAGUUUCUUGUCCUUUACCAAAAGGUCCGGGGAAGCUCCGCGAAAGCGCCGCCGUCAAAGGAAACAAGAGCCUCCGACUCGAUUUCACUCCGACCUGAUAUGCAAACAAAUGCCAAGAGAGCUGCUUGGCCCGCCUUAUAAGACAUCACGUGGACCGAAGGAGCGCCGAAGCCGGUAUUGACGUCCUCCACUGCUAUUGUAUCUGAUGUUCUUUGUUAAUUAUGGCCUUACGUACAAGCCUUAAUUAAGCCUUAUACCGCUAGACUAUGACUAUUCUUGCUUAAGAGCCAUAAUGACAUGGGACGUGAUCAAAAUGGUUCGAGCGGAGUAGCGGUGGGAAUAUUGGGGUAUAUGCGGGGGGCAGAGCUUGGUUGAUCACGAUCCUACCUUAUCACCAUGGGACGACUAGACCAGGCAUUGUAAAUACGGGUGUAUAUAUAAGUUCCAGAGUAACACCACAGCACACAGAAAAGAUGAUCCUCUGCGUCGGGUUACAACUUCCACGUGGAGAUUGGCAUUUUAAGACAACCUCCCAGCCUAGUACCUGGUAUAUUCGACCAGAAUGGCAAGCCUUCUGUCGCUUAUUACGGUGGCGACGGCCGUCUCAGCUGCCGCUAUCGUACGACGAGACUAUCCGACUGACGGCCCUCUUACUUCCUGCCCAGGGUAUACCGCUUCGAAUGUUGUUAGCACGGCGUCGGGAUUGACGGCGGAUUUAAAGCUGGCCGGCGAGGCAUGCAAUGUGUACGGGACGGAUCUAAAUGACUUGACUCUCGAGGUCUCAUAUGACACCGAGACGAGACUCCACGUCAAGAUCCAAGAUGCUGCUAAUAACGUCUAUCAAAUUCCCGAGUCCGUUUUCCCUCGGCCAGAAGCCAAGGGCUCCGAAGAAGCGCUGUCGGCAUUGAAGUUCGACUACACAGAAAGCCCAUUCUCCUUCUCCGUGUCUCGCUCGGACUCGGGCGAGGUCCUCUUUGACACAUCGGCUGCCAACAUAGUGUUCGAGUCGCAGUACCUGCGUCUAAGAACAAAGUUACCCGAAAACCCGAGUCUGUAUGGCCUCGGCGAGCAUUCAGACCCUUUUAUGCUGAACACGACUGACUAUAUCCGCACAUUUUGGUCACAGGAUUCAUUCGGCGUUCCCGAAGGCGCGAAUCUAUACGGGAACCAUCCCGUGUAUUACGAGCAUCGAGAAUCGGGUACUCAUGGCGUGUUCUUCUUGAACUCCAACGGUAUGGAUAUUUUAAUUAAUAACACAGCUGAAUCCGGACAGUAUCUUGAAUACAACACCCUUGGUGGAGUGUUGGACUUCUAUUUCGUCUCAGGCCCGAGCCCGGUCCAAGUUGCGCAGCAGUAUGCUGAAAUCGUGGGCCGACCCGUGAUGCAGCCGUACUGGGGACUCGGGUUCCAGAACUGCCGAUACGGAUAUCAGGACAUUUUCGAAGUGGCCGAGGUAGUCUACAAUUACAGCCAAGCCGGCAUCCCGCUCGAGACUAUGUGGAAUGAUAUCGACUACAUGUACCGUCGAAGAGUAUUCUCCUUGGACCCGGAAAGAUACCCUCUGCACAUGACACGCGAAUUAGUUGACUACCUACACGCGCAUGACCAACAUUAUGUCGUUAUGGUGGAUCCCGCCGUGGCCUACCAGGACUUCCCAACUGCUUUCCAACGCGGUGUUGAAGAUAACAUAUUUAUGCUUCGCGAGAACGGAACCGUGUGGAAGGGCGUUGUCUGGCCCGGAGUUACGGCCUUCCCUGACUGGUUCUCUCCUAAUAUUUCCAAGUAUUGGAACAACGAGUUUUCUCUCUUCUUCUCUCCUGAGAACGGAGUAGAUAUCGAUGCCCUCUGGAUUGAUAUGAACGAACCUUCCAACUUCCCCUGCUUCUUCCCUUGUGAUAACCCUGACGCUUCUGCUGUGGGAUACCCGCCCGACCCACCUCCUGUCCGAACUCCUCCUCGGCCUUUACCCGGCUUUUCUUGCGACUUCCAGCCCGAAGGGACUGGCUGUAACAAGACUGAAGUAAAUUCCCUGGAAAUCCGUGAUGGUACGCCCCCAGCACACUUCGACAGCCUCUUUCUCUCGCCGGUACAGACAGAGGGUAAGCAACUUGGACUACCAGACCGUGAUCUUCUCUUCCCGAAGUACGCGAUCCACAACAAGGCCGCGAACACCGAUAGCGCGAAUGCAGCUGAGGGUGGUAUCUCCAACAAGACGGUUAACACUGAUCUGGUUCACCAGAAUGGCCUAACCAUGUACGACACGCAUAAUUUGUAUGGCACCAUGAUGUCUAUUGCAUCUCACGAGGCUAUGCUCCACCGACGUCCUACCGUGAGGCCCAUGAUCAUCACCCGCUCGACGUUUGCCGGGGCCGGCACUAAAGUCGGGCACUGGCUAGGAGACAACGUAUCAACGUGGCACCAUUAUCGACUCGCUAUUAGGAGCAUGAUGGCCUUCGCUUCUGUGUAUCAGAUCCCAAUGGUAGGCGCCGAUACAUGCGGAUUCGACGGCAACACCACCGAGCAGCUCUGUUCGCGCUGGGCCGCUCUCGGCGCAUUCGCACCAUUCUUCCGUGUACACAACGGCCUCGAAGCCAUUUCCCAAGAGCUAUACCGCUGGGAGACCACAACGCAGGCUGCGCGCAAGUUCAUCGAUAUCCGCUAUCGCCUGCUCGACUACAUGUACACGGCGCUGCAUGUUCAGACCCUUGAUGGUACACCCAUGGUCAACCCGCUAUUCUUCCUCUACCCGCAAGACAAGAACACAUAUCCAAUCGACCUCCAGUACUUCCUCGGCCCGGGCCUACUUGUCGCUCCCGUGACCGAGGAGAAUAGCACUAGCGUUGAUGUGUACCUCCCCGACGAUAUCUUUUACGAUUUCUUCACGCACGAGCGCAUCGUGGGCGAGGGAAAGGCCAUUACCGUCACGGACCAGGAGUGGUCAGAUCUACCGCUAUACCUGCGCGGCGGCGUAAUCAUUCCCUUGCGCACCGAGUCCGCCAUGACGACCGCCGAGGUACGCACCAAGCCCUUCGAGAUCCUAGUCCCUAUAGGCAAGGACGGCAAGGCAAGCGGCCGCUUAUACCUCGACGACGGCGUAAGUAUCGAGCAGCCCACCACGAGCGAUAUCUCGUUCGAGUACGCAGACGGCGUGCUGACCGUCAACGGCACGUUUGGGUACAAGCCGGACGAGCUGAGAAUAAGCAAAGUUACGUUCUUGGGAAUUGGAGGUGGGGAUUCUGGUACUGGCAAGCGCAAGAAGCGCGCUGCGAAGGACGUGGUUACGGUGGAUGUCGAUAGGACGCUUAAGGAGGCGUUUACUGUUGAGGUUGAGGAAGCUUAAAUAAAAUACCUGGCAAAAGGAAAACGGGGGGAUGAAAAUAUAUUAGGAAAUACGUACAAAGUCUACUUAUUUUUAAUGUAUAAAUAAAAAUACAUCGUUUAACUAA